Leptonychotes weddellii (Weddell seal) is the source of this 2350-nucleotide messenger RNA. The record is from RefSeq and is a predicted model, not a curated record. Lineage: Eukaryota; Metazoa; Chordata; Mammalia; Carnivora; Phocidae.
AGGCUGGGUACGCCGGCUGGGCUCGAGGAGACCCUGCCGAGAGGGGCCUGUGAGUGGCGCCGGGGCUGUCCCGGCGUGCCGGAGCUGGACACCAUGAACGACGUGGCCAUCGUGAAGGAGGGUUGGCUGCACAAGAGAGGGGAGUACAUCAAAACCUGGCGGCCCCGAUACUUCCUCCUCAAGAAUGACGGCACCUUCAUCGGCUACAAGGAGCGGCCCCAGGACGUCGAGCAGCGAGAGUCCCCUCUCAACAACUUCUCUGUGGCUCAAUGUCAGCUGAUGAAGACGGAGCGGCCCAGGCCCAACACCUUCAUCAUCCGCUGCCUGCAGUGGACCACGGUGAUCGAGCGCACCUUCCACGUGGAGACACCCGAGGAGCGGGAGGAGUGGACGACUGCCAUCCAGACGGUGGCCGACGGGCUCAAGAGGCAGGAGGAAGAGAUGAUGGACUUCCGGUCGGGCUCGCCCAGCGACAACUCGGGGGCUGAGGAGAUGGAGGUGUCCCUGGCCAAGCCCAAGCACCGUGUGACCAUGAACGAGUUUGAGUACCUGAAGCUGCUGGGGAAGGGCACGUUCGGGAAGGUGAUCCUGGUGAAGGAGAAGGCCACGGGCCGCUACUAUGCCAUGAAGAUCCUGAAGAAGGAGGUCAUUGUGGCCAAGGACGAGGUCGCCCACACACUGACAGAGAACCGCGUUCUCCAAAACUCGAGGCAUCCGUUCCUGACGGCCCUGAAGUACUCCUUCCAGACCCACGACCGCCUCUGCUUCGUCAUGGAGUACGCCAACGGGGGAGAGCUCUUCUUUCAUCUGUCCCGGGAGCGCGUGUUCCCUGAGGACCGGGCCCGCUUUUACGGCGCUGAGAUCGUGUCUGCCCUGGACUACUUGCACUCGGAGAAGAACGUGGUCUACCGCGACCUUAAGCUGGAGAACCUCAUGCUGGACAAGGACGGACACAUCAAGAUCACAGACUUCGGCUUGUGCAAGGAGGGCAUCAAGGACGGGGCCACCAUGAAGACCUUCUGCGGGACGCCCGAGUACCUGGCCCCCGAGGUGCUGGAGGACAAUGACUACGGCCGGGCGGUGGACUGGUGGGGGCUGGGCGUGGUCAUGUAUGAGAUGCUGUGCGGCCGGCUGCCCUUCUACAACCAGGACCACGAGAAGCUCUUCGAGCUAAUCCUCAUGGAGGAGCUCCGCUUCCCGCGCACGCUCAGCCCCGAGGCCAAGUCCCUGCUCUCGGGGCUGCUCAAGAAGGACCCCAAGCAGAGGCUUGGAGGGGGCUCAGAGGACGCCAAGGAGAUCAUGCAGCAUCGCUUCUUCGCCAGCAUCGUGUGGCAGGACGUGUAUGAGAAGAAGCUCAGUCCGCCCUUCAAGCCCCAGGUCACGUCAGAGACAGACACCAGGUAUUUUGACGAGGAAUUCACGGCUCAGAUGAUCACCAUCACGCCACCCGACCAAGGUGACAACAUGGAGGGUGAGGACAGCGAGCGGAGGCCCCACUUCCCGCAGUUCUCCUACUCGGCCAGCGGCACGGCCUGAGGAAGGCCAGCUGGCCGCGCCGCACUCCUGACGGCGGCUUCAGGGGACGGGGAGGAAGCCUUGCGGGACGAUUUGUAUUUCAUGUUUAUCUCUGGAUGCGUUUGGGAGCCAUGUCACUCCUCCGAGCGGGGAUGGGAAGACGUUUCGUGCUGUGGGCGGGGCGGCCCGCCUUGAAGGGGGCAUCCUCCCUGCCAGCCGGGCCGGGAGCAGAGGUGUCCUGCGGGCUUUUUUAAUUUAUUUCAUCUAGGUCUCCAGACAUGGCCUUGGCCUUCAGAAUGAUUAGAUUCACAUAGGAAAAGGUCGAGGGCCUUAUGCAGCCACGUGCAGUUGGGGGUCCGGGUGCGCCCUGCCUUGGCCCCUCCGUCCCUCCCGCCAGCUGUCUCGGCCCAGCCUGGGGGCACCAGCAGCAGCCUGGUUGUGGCACGCUGGCCUGGUCCCCUCCCUGGGGCAGGCCAGGCCGGGCUCGCCCGAGAGGCAGAGGAACGAGGUUGCAAUCCGUUGCUGUGUAUUACGCUAUUCACAUGCAUUUUGGGGUUUUUUAAUCAUAGUGACAAGAAAGCCCCUCCCUCCCACCCUUUGGUCCCUUCCGGGGCGUCUCACUUCGAUGGUGUCCCCAGGUAGCACUCGUCCUUUGGAGCAGCUUCACUGGCCCGCCAUGCGCCCAGCGCCCUUUGGAGGGGCCUUCAGCGCCCCCUCCGCGCCUCGCGGCCGGACGCCAUGCCGCACCGGGGCGCUUUUUACAUUCAACUUUACUAUUUUUACUAUUAUGAGACUUUCCCUCCAAAUUCUUCAAUAAACACUGCUUUUCAACUUU